Messenger RNA from Achroia grisella, 2468 nucleotides. RefSeq names its product DCN1-like protein 1 (gene SCCRO). The coding region runs from base 69 to 866 and encodes 265 amino acids. The transcript is spliced from 3 exons. Gene Ontology annotation, biological process: positive regulation of ubiquitin-protein transferase activity; protein neddylation. Gene Ontology annotation, molecular function: ubiquitin conjugating enzyme binding; cullin family protein binding; ubiquitin-like protein binding. The record is from RefSeq and is a predicted model, not a curated record. Gene Ontology annotation, cellular component: ubiquitin ligase complex. Lineage: Eukaryota; Metazoa; Arthropoda; Insecta; Lepidoptera; Pyralidae.
UAUUUCACUUUGGUUCAGAUGUCGAAAUAACAGUGAAAGUCAUAGAAAAUAAUAAUAAUCUAUCGAAAAUGAAUAAACUAAAAUCGUCACAGAGAGACAAAGUUAAAAAGUUCGUCGCAUUCACGCAGACGAGUGAGACCACGGCGAUAUAUUGUCUGUCACAGAACGACUGGAAACUUGAUCUGGCGAGUGACAAUUACUUUCAGAAUCCUGAAGCGUAUUACAAGGACCCAGUAAAGACUUCAGUUGAUAGAAAAAAAUUAGAACAGUUAUUUGGGAAGUACAGAGACCAACAGGAGAAUGAUAAAAUAACAGUAGAUGGAGUAAUGAAGUUUUUGGAAGACCUCAAUCUAUGCCCUGAGUCUAUAUUAGUUUUAAUCAUAGCAUGGAAAUGUAAAGCGGCUGUACAGUGUGAAUUUACGAAGGACGAGUUCACUACGGGCCUCUUUGAGCUAGGAGCAGACAGUGUAGACAAAUUAAAAGCAAAAUUGCCAACGCUUGAAACAGAGAUUAAGGAUGCAAACAAAUUCAAAGAUUUUUAUCAUUUCACAUUUAAUUAUGCAAAGAAUCCUGGUCAGAAAGGUCUGGAUCUUGAUAUGGCUAUAGCUUAUUGGAAUAUAGUACUCAGGGGAAGGUUUAAAUUUCUGGACGCUUGGUGUAAAUUCCUAACGGAUAACCACAAAAGAUCUAUACCAAAAGACACAUGGAAUUUGCUAUUAGAUUUUGCAACACAAAUCGACGACGGUAUGAGCAACUAUGAUGCAGAAGGUGCAUGGCCAGUCCUGAUAGACGACUUUGUUGAAUGGUGUCAGAAGCAAGGUCUCACUGCGGAUGGGGUCAAAGCCCUAGAGGCGGCGUCCGGCUAGCUGACGCCCUACAGCUACCAGCACUAUGAUGCGAGGGUCCACAUACACGUGGAUACAGAAUGCCGUGAACGCAACUUAGUCCUCACCUUGUGGACUUACAUUCUAUUGUUGCUCUCGCGUAUUGUACUUUACAGUCUAGAGCUGUGUACAGUUGAGUGGUUCGCAAUAUUAAUCAUAUUCGAGUUGAGUAGCUGACUAAAUGCAUCAAUAUAUAAUAUAUGUGGAGAUAUGCACCAUCAAGUGAGUAAGAAAGUAGACAUGAUGUUAUGCACCAGAUAUUAACAUCAUUGUAACAAUUAGAACAGAACAUUUAGAUAUGGACACCAACAGUUUACAAUAUUGUAAGAGUGAGUACAGAAAAUAUAACAGUACACAACACAGAGUUGUAUUCACGAGCUCGAGUCAGUUACAACAUUAUGUGAGUGAAUACAUAUGGUGAUAAUUUCACUUUACUGUAUAGUGCUCUUGAACUAUUCGUCCGUUAGUUUAAAUUUUAGUGUAGAUUCUUGUUGAUUCAAUCCUAUUACUAUUAUUACCUUCACUAGGGUAUAAAUUUAAUUGAAGGAAAAGUAUUUUUUCCUGUUAAAAGAUAUUUUUAACGUUUUUUCGAAUUUUUCAACAAGGUUCUUACGUUAUAGAAUAGAACAACGGAAAAUAUAUAAAAUUAAGAUGUAAAUAUGUAUAUACACUAAUGAUAUUACUUAUUUAGUAUUAAUGCUUAGUUUGUUUACAUUUUCCUUUAUUGGGUCUGCUUGGAGGUUUUUAGUAGAAUUUUGUUUUUGUCAUUAUUUUAAUACAUUCAAAUCAUUUGUCAUUUUAAACUGUAUAUUUUUUUUAAUUUUAAAUACUAAAUGUAAUAUGUCGGCAGUUCAAUAAUUAUUUUGUGUGCAAUUAAAAAGGAAGAUGUGCAAUUGGUAUGUGCGCCUUAUUUUGACAGAGCUGCAGUUUUGAAUACUCUUGAGAGCUCUAUAGAUCUAUAUCUAAGAGCAUCAAUAGCUAUUCAGAAAUUACUAUAUAUUACUCCAUAAAUUUUCAAGAGCAUAAUCAAGUAGCGUUGUGAAUAAUUACUAAUUAAUAAGCUACAGUGUAUCUGCGACUUCACAACUGUACCUAUGUAUUUUAUUAAAGACAAGUAUUGUGCCUUCUCUUGCAUGAAACCUGACUUUUCCCAUACCCGUGGGAACUUAAGAAAACAGUUUUGUAAUAUACAAAGAAAUUGGGAACCUAAAUAUAUAGUUACGAAACAUAAUUAUUUUCUCAUCACUACUAUUAGUGAAGUAUUAUAUUUACUGUUUCAACAAAUAUUUCUAAAAAUUAGUUCGCAAUGAAGAAAUUUUAUCUAUAUUUAAAAAUAAUGUACAAAUAUAUAUAUCACUAUUAGCUGUGUGUUGAUAUGUCAGUAGUUUAUUUUAUAAAAUUAUAUCCAUUUAUAAUAAGUGUUGAUCGGAAUGCAAAAGUAAUUUAAUGUCGGCAUGAAAUUAAGUAUUGAUGGUUAUAAAUUUAAUUUGGGCGGGAAAACCACAAUACAAAGUAAGGGCGGUUCAGAGAGACCACUAUGUCUUACAUUUAUCCCCUAGAUGGCGCUAAAUUCGGCAUAAACAU